ACCAUCCCACACGAGACAAUAUACCAACAGCACACUCGCAUAGUCGCAUUGCACGCAAUCAAUCCCAUUCCCAGCUCGCCUACUCACCACCACCGGGCACCGGAACCAAGCUUUAUACACCCCUCCAGCGUACACGCCGACGUAGCCUCGCAGAGCUAAGCUGAACUAUAUAUCCUAGCUAGCGUACCGGCGAUGUCGUCGACGGGGGCGCGCAGGGGCGUUGGCAGCGGCGGCGGCGGCGGGCACUUCCCGGUGGGCCGGCGCCGCCACGUGGCGGUGGUCGACACCGGGUGCAGCUGCCGCCCGCGCCGCCCCAGGAUGCUGCUCAGCCUGCCGUCCUUCCUCAAGCCUUCCUCCGCGAGCAAGGCACCGGCGGCGCCGGCGAGGAGCACCAGCUCGUCCAGCCUCUUCCCGUCGUCCUCCUCCACCGCCUCCUUCUCCACCAGCUACGCCUCCUCCAACUGCUCCAACUACUACUCCUCCUACCAUGGCUUCGGCGCCGCCCCCAAGCUACAUCAGCAGCAAGAGCACCUUCCCUCCGCCAAGGAGGCGCCGGCCUCGCCGGUCAGGAGGCAGCCGGCGAGCAUGAAGAAGAAGCAGAAGAAGAGGUAUUACGCGGAGAACAAAGCAGCUAUGGCGGAAGCGGGGCCGGAGGAGGACGUGGGGCUGGCAGUGGAGAAGGACUCGUCGGACCCGCGCGCCGACUUCCGGGAGAGCAUGGUGCAGAUGGUGGUGGAGACGGGGCUGUGCAGCUGGGACGACCUCCGCAGCAUGCUCCGCCGCCUGCUCGCCCUCAACUCGCCGCGCCACCACGCCGCCAUCCUCACCGCCUUCGCCGAGCUCUGCGCCCAGCUAGCCUCGCCGCCCCCGCCGGCGACAUCGUCGUACCACUACCAGCUCUAGCUAGCAAGCAAGCUAGCCAGCCAACUGAGGUCUCGAGAUCCUGGCACCACCCCGCGUGCCAGCGCCGGCGCCGCGCAUUCCCGGCCAGGCUGCCGGGUGGUGAUAGGAUCUCGUAGAAGAAACAAAGGUCGCUAGUACCGCUAGUACGAGCACUAGGACAAAAGCCCAUUAAAAAAAUUAGUAGUACCAGGUGUUUGAUUUCUGGAGUCUGUUCUUGUUGGUGGGUUAUUAGUUUCUUAAAUGUUUAGUUUGCUUUGCAAGUUAUUUUAGUGCUUAGUAUGUAUUGCGAGGAGUUUGUGCUAGUGUGUGCCUAGUUAGUGCAUGGCCUUUGGUUUUGUGUGAAGGUCCAUGCAUGGACAGUGCCACUACAAUAAUUGGUAGGGUUUGCUAAUUACAGAGUGAGUAACUAAGCUAUCUACGAUUCUACGUA
Messenger RNA from Triticum urartu, 1333 nucleotides. RefSeq lists its product as uncharacterized. The record is from RefSeq and is a predicted model, not a curated record. Gene Ontology annotation, biological process: negative regulation of DNA-templated transcription. NCBI's taxonomy places the organism in Eukaryota, Viridiplantae, Streptophyta, Magnoliopsida, Poales, Poaceae.